This is a messenger RNA of Pleurotus ostreatus (oyster mushroom), 180 nucleotides long. RefSeq lists its product as uncharacterized. Bases 1 to 180 code for a protein of 59 amino acids. The record is from RefSeq and is a predicted model, not a curated record. Lineage: Eukaryota; Fungi; Basidiomycota; Agaricomycetes; Agaricales; Pleurotaceae. The transcript has 2 exons.
AUGUUUGCUACUGUGAACGUCGGCAAGGCUAAGGACGAAGAUGGGAAGGAGAUUACGCCAGAAAUCAUGUUCGAGACAGGCAUAACCAGUCGUCCCAAGACAUUUUCAUGCAACAUCACGCCUCGGUCAGAGAAGGCAAUCCGUAUUGUAGCCAGCGAGUGUGAAAGCCUGUCCGCGUAG